GCUAAUGAAGAAUACCAAAUAUUGGCUAACUCCUGGCGUUAUUCAUCUGCUUUUUGUAACAAACUGUUUUUCAGUAUGGUGGACUAUGAUGAAGGAACAGAUGUUUUUCAACAGCUCAACAUGAACUCUGCUCCUACAUUUAUGCAUUUUCCUCCAAAAGGCAGACCCAAGAGAGCUGAUACUUUUGACCUUCAAAGAAUUGGAUUUGCAGCUGAACAGCUAGCAAAGUGGAUUGCUGACAGAACAGACGUUCAUAUUCGUGUUUUCAGACCACCGAACUACUCUGGUACCAUUGCUUUGGCCCUGUUAGUGUCACUUGUUGGUGGUUUGCUCUAUUUAAGAAGGAACAACUUGGAGUUCAUCUAUAAUAAAACUGGUUGGGCCAUGGUAUCUUUGUGUAUAGUCUUUGCUAUGACAUCUGGCCAAAUGUGGAAUCAUAUUCGUGGACCUCCAUAUGCUCAUAAGAACCCACACAAUGGACAAGUGAGCUACAUUCAUGGGAGCAGCCAGGCUCAAUUCGUGGCGGAGUCACACAUUAUUCUGGUACUGAAUGCUGCUAUCACCAUGGGAAUGGUUCUUCUAAAUGAAGCAGCAACUUCCAAAGGAGAUGUUGGAAAAAGACGGAUAAUUUGCCUAGUGGGAUUAGGCCUGGUGGUCUUCUUCUUCAGUUUUCUACUUUCAAUAUUUCGUUCCAAGUACCACGGCUAUCCUUAUAGCUUUUUAAUUAAAUGAAGCCAAGUGGGAGUUGCAUAAAGUGAAUGUUUACCACGAAGAUAAACUGUUCCUGACAUUAAAAUAUUUGUACUUCUUGAGUUCAUUUCUUUGUCAAUUGUGAUAAGCUAGCUUAUUCUUGUAUACUUUUUUAAAACUGUGGGUUUUCCUAGUAAAUUUAAUUUAUAGAAUUAGAUGGUAGCAUUUAGUAAUCUACAAGAGAAACAGUGUUUUUCAAGCAUAUUCAGUGUAUUCCACAGGAUUGAAAUAAGUGACAAUGUAACUAU
Messenger RNA from Urocitellus parryii (Arctic ground squirrel), 998 nucleotides. NCBI's taxonomy places the organism in Eukaryota, Metazoa, Chordata, Mammalia, Rodentia, Sciuridae. The record is from RefSeq and is a predicted model, not a curated record.